This is a messenger RNA of Oncorhynchus tshawytscha (Chinook salmon), 2656 nucleotides long. It is a transcript of the gene plk1, whose product is annotated as polo-like kinase 1 (Drosophila). Bases 432 to 2177 code for a protein of 581 amino acids. The record is from RefSeq and is a predicted model, not a curated record. The transcript is spliced from 10 exons. Lineage: Eukaryota; Metazoa; Chordata; Actinopteri; Salmoniformes; Salmonidae. Gene Ontology annotation, molecular function: protein binding; ATP binding; protein serine/threonine kinase activity. Gene Ontology annotation, cellular component: cytoplasm; nucleus; centrosome. Gene Ontology annotation, biological process: protein phosphorylation; regulation of cytokinesis; mitotic cell cycle.
CCGGAGCAGCAUUUAAACUUACAGCCAGCUAGUUGACGCUGUUGGUCAAACGAAGAGCCAAGUACACAGCGGCGGUGGGAAAAACUCAUUUAUUACCUUUUGUUUUGUUUUUGCAACACUAUUCAAGUAUAUUUAGUUAAAUCGAUUGAUUAUUGGGUAUCGUACGCUACAUUUGAGCUAAUUUGGGGCACCUGAAUUGGUUAGUUUUGAUUUGAAUUCAAGUGGUUUUGCUCGGAAGGGUGGAUGAUUGGCUAGCUAGCCUGUCUCAAAGUGAGAUAUAUAUAUAUAUAUAUUCGAUUUAUUUUAUUUUUUAAAUUAUAUAUUUUUUUCUUAGAUAUUUUUCAACUUGUAUCUUUUUUUCUGUAUUUUUUUUUGUUUUCGUUAAACCUUUAGAGCACUUUUUAUAAUUUUUUAAUAAUAAUAUAUAAAGUAUGAGUGCGCCGGUCGCCAAGGCGGUGAAUCCGUCGACAAACGUCGACCCCAAAUCGGCGCCUCUCAAAGACAUCCCUGAUAUUCUCCUCGAUCCCCGGACACUGAAGAAAUACAGCCGGGGACGAUUCCUCGGGAAAGGAGGCUUUGCCAAAUGCUACGAAAUCACAGAUAUGGAAACCAAAGAGGUUUUCGCCGGUAAAGUCGUCCCCAAAUCCAUGAUAGUCAAACCUCACCAGAGGGAGAAGAUGAGCUCUGAAAUCUCCAUUCAUAAGAGUCUCGACAAUCCGCACAUUGUGGGAUUUCACGGCUUUUUCGAGGACGACGACUUCGUGUUUGUUGUGUUGGAAAUUUGCAGGCGACGGUCUCUGUUGGAGCUGCAUAAGCGUCGUAAGGCUGUAACGGAGCCGGAGGCUCGGUAUUAUAUGAUGCAGCUGGUUAAAGGCUGUCAGUACCUCCACAACAACAGAGUGAUACACAGAGACCUGAAACUAGGAAACAUCUUCCUCAGCGACGACAUGGAUGUCAAGAUAGGUGACUUUGGCCUUGCCACUAAGAUAGAGUUUGAUGGGGAACGUAAGAAGACGCUGUGUGGAACACCGAACUACAUCGCCCCGGAGGUUCUCUGUAAGAAAGGACACAGCUUCGAGGUCGACGUCUGGUCUCUGGGCUGUAUCCUGUACACUCUGCUGGUUGGCAAACCUCCAUUUGAGACGUCUUGUCUGAAGGAGACCUACAACCGCAUCAAAAAGAACAACUACACCAUCCCCUGGCAAAUCAACCCUGUGGCGGCGUCUCUGAUCAAGCGGAUGCUGCAUGCCGACCCGUCCCAGCGGCCCACCGUCUCCCAGCUGCAGACCGAUGAGUUCUUCACCGAGGGGUACAUCCCCCUGCGUCUCCCCACCACCUGCCUCACCGUGCCCCCACGCUUCUCCAUCGCUCCCUCCUCUCUGGAGCCCAGCCAGAGACGCCCGCUCACCGCUCUCAACAACAAGGCAGGGACAGAGAAGGUGGAACAGAAAGAUGAGCCACUGCUCAGAGAGAUUCCCGAGGCCACAGACUGCCACCUGAGUGACCUGCUGCAGCAACUCGACACCUGCAACGCUGCCAAGCCCUCGGAGAGAGGACUCAUACGCAUGGAGGAGGCAGAGGACCCAGCCUGUGUCCCCAUCUUCUGGAUCAGCAAGUGGGUCGACUACAGCGACAAAUACGGACUGGGCUAUCAGCUGUGUGACAACAGCGUGGGGGUGUUGUUUAACGACUGUACCAGGAUGAUCAUGUACGCUGACGGAGACAGUCUUCAGUACAUCGACAAGAUGGCUGCUGAGAGCUACCUCAGUGUCCGCUCCUACCCUGCUACGCUAUCCAAGAAGAUCACGUUGUUGAAGUACUUCCGUAACUACAUGUCGGAGCACCUUCUGAAGGCGGGCGCCAACAUCACGCCUCGUGACGGAGACGAGCUGGCCCGUCUGCCGUACCUCAGCCACUGGUUCAGAACCAAGUCGGCCAUCGUCCUCCACCUCACCAACGGCACCGUGCAGAUCAACUUCUUCCAGGACCACACCAAGUUGAUCCUGUGUCCUCUGAUGGGUGCUGUGUCCUUCAUCGACGAGAAGAGAGACUUCCGGACCUAUAAGAUGUCUCUGAUCGAGGAGUUUGGCUGCUGUAAGGAGCUGGCCAGCAGGAUGCGAUACGCCCGACUGAUGGUGGCCAAACUACUGUCCUGCAAGUCCUCCACGCCUCACUGACCAACCACCUCCUCGCUCUGGCCCCGCAGCCAAUCACAGCCCAGGGUGGUGGGCAAGGUGUUUACCCCCCCCCCCCUGACUAUAAUCCACUUCCUGCUGUCUGCUGGCCAAUCAGUGCCUGAGGGGUGCUCAGGGUUGUCACAAUAAGCCAGUCAGACAGCUGGAUCUACCAACGGUCUCUAAUGUUGAAACAACGUCUUUAUAGUCACACCAAGUGGUCAGUCCCCUUAUCUGUCUCUCUGGUCUGUGUUUGUCUGAAUUAACAGCCUGUCUGUAAUCCACUACCCUGUCUGGUCUGUAGUUCGCCAGGUGAGGUGUGUAACGGACCGUGCUGACAGACUAUCAUGUUUGUGCUUCUGCCUGUUUUACCUGUUUUUACAUGUGGUUUUCAACAUGAAGCGUUCCUCUUGUACAGAACUGUCAUUAAACACGUUUUAAAAGGUGAAUAUUCUUCCACAUUUAAUAAAGUCUUGAAAGAG